AUGUGGGUGGCGGCCCGCCGGCUGUGGGGACACCCUGCGGGGCUCUGGGUGGUGGUCGGCGGCCGCCAGACGGGGCUUCUUCCUGGCGGUGUCCGAGACCUGCAUGGCUCCCCAGUCUCCUGCGGCAAGAACCUGCUCAAGAAAUUUGCCUCGAAAACCAAAAAGAAGUUUUGGUAUGAAGGCCCUUCCCUGGGCUCUCACAUGACUUACAAGCCAUCCAAGUUGGAACUCCUAACAAAGAGCACGGCAAAGAAAACCAGGAAGGAAGACCACGUGCGCCUGAGGGCCCUGAAUGGCCUCCUCUACAAAGCACUCAGCGAUUUGCUGUGCACCCCUGAAGUGAGCCAAGAGGUCUAUGACCUGAAUGUGGAGCUGUCCAAGGUGUCUUUGACUUCAGACUUCUCCGCCUGCCGUGUGUACUGGAGGACGACUGGCUCUGCUGAGCAGAAUGCACACACCCAGGACACUCUGAAGCGAUUCUCAGGACAUAUGAGGCAUCUUUUGAUGUCCCAGCAGACACUGAGGAACGUGCCACCACUAGUGUUUGUUCAGGACAAACAGCAUGCAGCUCUAGCUGAGGUGGAUCGGUUACUGGCAGUUGCUGAUCUUGGACCCCCUGAUGAAGAAGACCUUAUACAAAGUGACUUCAGGGACCCUGCGGCCCCAGAUGCCCCAUCGCCAUGUGACGCCCUGGGCCCUGCCAUGCACUCGAGUGUGUGUGGGAUCGAUCAUGAGGCUCUCAACAAGCAGAUCAUGGAGUACAAGAAAAGGAAAGAGAAAGGACACCGGGGCGAGAGCCCAGCAUGGCUGGGGCCAGAGCAGGUGGCUGAGCUGACAAGACAGAUGAAAAGGAAGAAGAAGGCUAAGCCUCGUGUGGACGAUGAUCUCUCCCCCAAGAACUAUCCGUGGGGGUUGGUGAGCGAAGACGACCUGGACGAUGACAGGGCCCUUCCGGGGAGUUCACCCCAGGACAGGACGGGGAGCUCCGAGAAGCAGAGCAGGAACUGA
Molecule: messenger RNA, 1008 nt
Organism: Pipistrellus nathusii (Nathusius's pipistrelle)
Lineage: Eukaryota; Metazoa; Chordata; Mammalia; Chiroptera; Vespertilionidae
Source: the annotation of a GenBank genome assembly